Molecule: messenger RNA, 2874 nt
Organism: Papaver somniferum (opium poppy)
Lineage: Eukaryota; Viridiplantae; Streptophyta; Magnoliopsida; Ranunculales; Papaveraceae
Product: receptor-like protein kinase FERONIA
Exons: 1
Coding region: 200-2761 (853 amino acids)
Biological process (GO): protein autophosphorylation
Cellular component (GO): plasmodesma; plasma membrane
Molecular function (GO): ATP binding; transmembrane receptor protein tyrosine kinase activity
Source: RefSeq, a predicted model, not a curated record
AGCCGAGCCCCUUGUAAUGUGAACAGGCAUAAGAAGAGUUAGAGUAACAGGAUCUAAACAAAGAAAACAAGGAUUUCUUAUGUUUAUUAAGAGGUUCAGCUAUAUUUUUGUUUACACUUGUAGGUUAUAGCUACCAAUUUUGUCAAGCAUCUAUUUGUGUACUUCAAAUUUUGAGUUGUACUGUUCUGCAAUUAUUUCCAUGAAGAACACCAGUAAAAGUCAUCUUCUUUUCAUCUUCACUCUCUAUGUCUUAUCUCUGAUCUACCGAGUUUCUGCAGCUGACAAUUACACGUAUCCAUACGAUAGCAUUCUCUUGGACUGUGGCACGGAAACAGAAAUUACAGAUGAGACGAUGUGGGAAACCGAUUUUGGUUCAAAAUACGCAGCUUCAGAGUUGAACACAUCAGCACCUUACAACGCUUCUCACCGUGGGCGAACCCCUAAUGUUCAAGAAAUACCUUAUAUGACGGCAAGAGUGUUCAAAUCUGAAUUCACUUAUAGUUUUCCUGUUAAUAGUGCUGGUUGGAAAAGAGUUGUUCUUAAUUUUUACUCAUCAUCGUACGGGGAUCUGAGUGCCUCUGAUGCUAUGUUUUCGGUUUCAUCUGGUGGCUAUACUCUCCUUAGAGACUUCAGUUUAUCACAAACCAGUGAGGUUCUGAAAUCUGAUAUCAUUGACAAGGUAUUCUACAUUUACAUAGAUGAAACAACAGUAGUGAACAUUACCUUCACACCAUCCUCAAAUUACAACAAUUCCUAUGCACUUGUGAAUGGGAUUGAGAUAUGGUCGGUACUAGAUAAUAUGUUCAAUUCUACUAAUGGAAGUGCUUCUGUUGUGGGUGAAAAGGGAAUUUCUCUCAACAUCAAUCCCACUAAUGCUCUUGAGAUGGUUGUUCAGCUGAAUGUUGGUGGGGAUGAUUCCAGGUAUGAGAGAGAUAGUACAUGGUCUGAUGAUUCAUCUUAUAUUGUUGAAAAACAGACUAGUGCUACGUAUUACGCAAAUUCCAGCGUGGAGAUUAAACACCUUUCCAGCGUUAAUUCUUAUGAAUCAGAGGAGAGUAUCUAUAGGACCGCUCGAACAUUGGGAUCUCUCCCAGAUUAUAAUCAGAAUCAGAACCUGACUUGGGUUUUUUCAGUUGACCCUGGUUUUUAUUACCUUGUAAGGCUGCAUUUCUGUGAGAUCGAUCCAGAUAUCACCAAGGUCAACCAAAGGGUGUUCCAGAUCUUUCUUAAUGGUCAAACUGUUGAGGAUCGGGCUGAUGUGGUUUCAUGGACUGGAAAUACUGGAAAUGGUAUUGCCUUGUAUAAGGAUUAUGCUGUGCGUCUCCCGGAAGGUGAGGGCCAGCAGGAUCUAUGGGUUGCGCUACAUCCUAAAUAUUAUAAUGUCAUCUUAAAUGGUUUGGAAAUCUUCAAGGUAAAUGAUACUACUGGAAACCUUGCUGCACCUAAUCCAAUUCAUACUCCUGUUCAGCAACGAAUUCUCCCAAAUGUUCCAAGUAAGUCCAAGAUUUAUCCUAAAAUUAUAAUAGGUGUUGUUUCUAUGGUGGCCGCUUCAUGUCUUCUCUGUGUUGCUUUCUUUGUGGUAUUCCGAAUGAAGAGGCAAGGAGAUUCUAAUGCCAGUGUUCGACCACCUUUGUGGAUUAUGCGUUCUGUCUAUGGCAACUCACAUCUUCCAGUUUCAGCAAAAACGAACACAGACAGAGGGUAUGCUUCAUCACUUUCUUCGGAUACUUGUCAGCACUUCUCAUUUGCUGAAAUUAAAGCUGCUACAAGCAACUUCAGUGAGGGUUUAGUCUUGGGUAAUGGUGGUUUUGGAAAGGUUUACAAGGGUGAAAUCGAAAAUGGGACUAUUAAGGUUGCCAUUAAACGUGGAAACCCUCUAUCUAAGCAAGGUGUUCAUGAAUUCCAAACAGAAAUUGAGUUGCUUUCUAAACUCAGACACCGCCAUCUAGUAUCCCUAAUUGGGUACUGUGAAGAGAACUCUGAAAUGAUUCUUGUUUAUGAUUACAUGGCUCUUGGAACGCUACGCCAACACCUCUACCAUACCAAAAACCCUCCCCUGUCAUGGAAGCAAAGGCUUGAGAUCUGCAUUGGAGCUGCUCGUGGUUUACAUUACCUCCACACAGGCGCCAAACAAACAAUCAUUCACCGGGAUGUGAAAACAACAAACAUCCUCUUGGAUGAGAAAUGGGUUGCCAAAGUCUCAGAUUUUGGGUUAUCAAAAAUUGGACCAUCUGAUGAUACGCAUGUCAGUACAGCUGUGAAGGGAAGUUUCGGCUAUCUGGAUCCAGAAUACUUCAGGAGGCAGCAAAUAACAGAGAAAUCAGAUGUCUACUCAUUUGGCGUUGUACUGUUUGAGGUCCUUUGUGCAAAACCAGCACUCAAUCCAACAUUAGCAGAUGAAGAAGUAUGCUUAGCAGAAUGGGCUUUAGAAAACCAAAGGGAGGGCAUCCUUGAUCAGAUAAUUGACCCUUACUUGAAUGGCAAAAUAGCACCAGAGUGCUUGAAGACAUUUGGAGAGAUCGCUGAGAAGUGUCUGAGUGAUAAAGGAGUUGAUCGACCAGCAAUGGGGGAUGUUCUAUGGAGUUUAGAAUACGCCCUAGAGUUGCAAGAAAACAUGGAAGGAGGUGGUGGAGUUCGUGGCGACAUGGAUAACGAAGAAACACCGUUUACCAAAGACGAAAAGAAGGAUCCCGAUGAAAUAUCAUUAGGGUUCAAUGGGAGCGGAAACAAUUCAUGGAGCAGUGUAGUGCUACCGCACUAAUCAUGAUCAGUUAAGAGUGAGGACUCUUCUGUUUCUCUGCACUAUGUAAGAUUAUAUGAUUUAUUUCUAACAUAAUUUAUACUAGGUUGUUUAUCAGCACUAUUGGUCUACUG